Molecule: messenger RNA, 831 nt
Organism: Funneliformis mosseae
Lineage: Eukaryota; Fungi; Glomeromycota; Glomeromycetes; Glomerales; Glomeraceae
Source: the annotation of a GenBank genome assembly
AUGAGGUCAACAAAAUUAAUGAACCCUGUAUCAUUACCAAAAUUACCAAAUGAAUUAAUAUUAGAAAUAUUUAAUCAUAUUCCUUCAAAACAAUUAACGAAAUUCAUGAUACUUUCUCAUUCAAUGAAUAUUGAAAUAAGAAAACUCCUAAUAAAACGCUAUAACGAAAUUUUUUGGAAUCCUCAUCGAAGAAUACUGGUGAUGAUUACGCGAUACAUAUUAGAUUUCGUUCCAAUUUAUAAUGUAUUUGACCUUGGUUUUAAACGAUUAGACAACAAUUCUCUAUUGGCAACAUUCCAACUAGAUUCUACACAAAAACCCGGUACAAUAGGCCCACUUAACAAAAAGUUCUGGGGAUUAAAAUUAAGAGGGGAUGGAAUACUUCGUGAUAACCUAUUAAACGAACCGAUAUUUUAUACUUCAUGGGAUAUUCCACACGAAAAAAAAGAAGCGAGAAUAUAUGUUUACGAUAGUGAAACUGAUCCCUCUCAUCCUUUUAUCAAAACUUUCUUUGUUACUUGUGGAAUGGUAGAAAUUCCUUGCGAUGUUCGUGAAGAAACUAAUGGUUAUUGGUUUUGGAAUAUAUUUAAUAAUAUUAGAGGUAAAAACGCUAGUAUCGUGCCUAAAAUUGGAUUUCUGGGUAAAAAUGAGAAAAAAAGUAAUUCGAACGAUGUUUUUGGUAUGCUAAAAAGUGUUUGUAUACAAGCUCCUAUGUUGUUAGCUGCUAUUGAAGAACAGAAAAAAGAUAGAUAUGUUAAUGGUAUAAAAUAUUUAGUUAUGGAUGGUGGUCAGCAAUUCUUAAAGCGUAAGAGAGGUUGUGUCAUUUCUUAG